Messenger RNA from Oikopleura dioica, 1131 nucleotides. Lineage: Eukaryota; Metazoa; Chordata; Appendicularia; Copelata; Oikopleuridae. The record is from the annotation of a GenBank genome assembly.
AUGGGAGUAAUUACUCGUUUUUUCAAAUGCGAGAACAAGAACUGCGCUACCAAGCCAGAAUGGAACAAUGACGACCACCAGCUUGAACAGCAGCUGUGCAAAGACUGCAAUAAGCUCACGAAGUACUUCAAAUAUGAGUGCGAAGGAAUGCUCUACGGGAAAUAUCAAUGCCACGGAAAAUGCACAAACCAAUGGACCUCCGCUGCCGCCGUCGAAGGCUCUUGGCAGCAGUGCCUCCGCUGCCGAAAGAAGGUAACGCCUUACUAUCUCCGAGAGCACGACAGAAAGGAGGACGAAGAUGAGAAGCUCGAGGAAGGAAAAGCCAUUCAAAGCAAGGACAGAGCCCACGAACAAUCGAAAUGUGGCGAGUGUCUGCGACUUGCCACACAAAAAGCGUUCAAACAGACGUGCGUGGAAUACUGGAGGAUGAAGGCGGAUCCAGAAAAGGAAAGACGAGCUCAAGAACGAGCGGAUAAAAAACGACCAAUGAUCAAGGCGGAGAUGAAGAAGAAACAAGAAUCGCACGUUGAUUUCGUCAAAUCCUUCACUGAGGCAGCCGAGUCGUCGAUUCUCAAGGAAAGUGACGAGAACCCUGCGGAGGUCAAAGCGGAGAAGCCAAACAAGAAGAAGAAGCGCAACAAAAGAAAGAAGACAAAGAAAGAAUCAGACAUCAAGACUGAGCCCGUCGAUCAAUCUCAGCAGGCAAAUUCUGACGACAAAAAGGGCGAAGUCAAGGAUGAGCAGCAGGUGGAGGUCAAGACUGAGCCUCAAGCAGAGAAAGCUCCAAAGAAAAAUAAAAAGAAGACUACCAAGAAGUCCAAGAAUGUUGCGCCAGAAGCAGGAGAUAACAAUAAUAAUGGCUCUCCUGAAGCCGAUCAAGCCAAAACAAACGAGUCUGCUGAGCCAGCAAAGAAGCCCAAAAAGAAGCGAAACCGCAAGAAGUCUCCAAAGAAAGAGUCCGGCGACAACAAAGAGAAUGUGCUCGCUCCAAACGAAGCUGCCGACGACAUCACUGACAAAAUGGCCGGAAUGGCUGUUUCUUCGCCUCAAAAAGCUACACGAACUUCAACCAGUACUCGACGAGUUCUUUCUUCUUCUGCCCCCGAAAUCAAGCCUAACGAUCAAGAAUAA